This is a messenger RNA of Nothoprocta perdicaria, 1487 nucleotides long. RefSeq names its product armadillo-like helical domain containing 1 (gene ARMH1). NCBI's taxonomy places the organism in Eukaryota, Metazoa, Chordata, Aves, Tinamiformes, Tinamidae. The transcript is spliced from 12 exons. The record is from RefSeq and is a predicted model, not a curated record. The coding region runs from base 1 to 1260 and encodes 419 amino acids.
AUGACUUCCGUCAAAGAGCAGGAAGCCAUCAAGAAGCUCAUGGCAUUCCUGCAGGAAUGGGACAGAGCCCGCAAAGCUGCUCGAAGCCACAUCCUGGACAACUUCAUUGAGAGCAAUUCUGGCAAGACGGGGCCGGAGCUGGAGCUGGAGUUCUCCCAGGGAGCCAGCUUGUUCCUGGCUCGCCUAACAGCCUGGCUCCGGAUGACCUACAUGUACGGCACUUGCCUGGACAAGCUGCUGAAGUCCAUAGGCAUCUUUUUAUCAGCUGCAAGCGGACGCAGAUACCUCCUUGAGUUUCUGGAGAUCGGAGGCGUCCUGACGCUCCUGGAAAUACUAGGGCUGAGCCACCUGAGAGAGGAGGACAAAAGGGAGUCUGUGAAGCUGCUUCAGCUCGUGGCAAACGCUGGCAGGAAAUACAAGGAGCUCAUCUGUGAGAGCUACGGGGUACGAUCCAUUGCCGAGUUCUUGGCGACGUCCACAUCAGGAGACGCUCAAGAGGAGGUGCAGCUUCUGCUGGACUCUCUGGGCCGCGGCAACCCUAAGUACCAGAACCAAGUCUACAAGGGGCUGGUUGCAGUGCUGCCGUGCAGCUCCCCGCGCGCCCAGCAGCUCUCUCUGCAGACGCUCAGGGUCAUGCAGGAGGUGCUGGGGGAGGCCCCGCGCGCCCUGGUGCAGCCGCUGCUGGCCACGCUGCGCUCCGUGCACCUGGAGGUGCAGUACGAAGCCAUCCAGCUGCUGAGGGCCCUCAUGGCGUGCGAGGUUCGGCCAGCCCUGCUCCAAGGCCUGGUUGCGCUGCUGACACCACCCAGGAAGGAGGCGUUGGCCCUCGCCAGCGAAACGGCCCAAGACCCAGCCCAGCCUUGCCUGAGAGAGCCCAUGCUGCUGUAUAUUCAGCAAGCAGCUGCUGCAAAAGCCAUUGGCAUUUUAGCCAAGGAGUCGGCCACGGUGGCAGAGGAGCUGAUCCAGCUGGGAGUGGUGCACAGCCUGAUGGUGGCCAUGGGGAAUCAGGAUCACGCGGUCAGCCAGCGACACGCCAGCGUCUCCUUGGUGUAUUUUGUCCGCACAUUUCCUUCUGUGGAGGAGACCGUGAGAUUGGCAGUGGGGGACACCCUGUUCCAGCUAUUUAUGGACAGUCCUGACACAUGGUACACAAAAAUGGAUUCAUUCCAGGCUGAAAUACUGGCCUCCACGGGAGGGCACAGCCCCCAGGAGCUGGCUACACUUCAAGCCACUGAAGGGACAAGCCCUGGAGAGAACUGAACCCACCACAGAGGGGAGCGGCCGCUGUCUCCCCCACCCUAGGCCAACUCCUGCCUGAAGACAGUGGGUAUGAGAGCAGAGGGGUACACAGUACACAGGAAGGCCCUGCUUUGCAAAGGCUUCUUCCUAGAAGUGCAGGGAUCCACCUCCAUCUCAUUUUCCUGGUGAUUGCUCUGAGACUCUGUGAUAACAGACAUCCUGGUGGAACGGCCACGCAGACCUUUGGA